UCCAACCAGUCGGACGGCUCCGCCCCGCCAUCCUCCCGGAAACCCAGACCUCCUGCGAGCCCCGGGCUGCGUCGGCCCGCGCUGCGGCUGCCUGGGCGCCGAGCCAUGGGGCGUCCGGGCCGGGGGGAGGCCUGAGCAGGAGGCCGGCGGGAAAUGGAAGCUCUGGGCCACAGAAAACGGCAUUCUGAGCAUUCUGAGAAAGCCAUGGAGCAGGACAACAGGAAAGGAGGAGAGAGGACCCAGGCACUGCAGGUCAUCUGCCACUCUAGAAUUUGGACCAAGGUGAGGAGUGGGUCAUGUGCAACAAGGCCCGAGGAGGAUCCCUGCCUUCCCGGAGGCUCCAGGUAGGAGCCAUCUUCCUAGCUGCCUCAGGACCACAACACUGUCCUGGAGAAGGGAUUGAGGGUGGAUGUGGAUUCCCAGUUGACUGCCUGGCUGUGCUCCCCCUACUCCACAAAAUGGGAUUGUGAAAUAGACAUUGCUGCUGGCUCCCACAGAGUUUUCACUGUGGAUGAUGGGCGACCACGGACUCUCCAACCACCCUCAGCCUGUGGAAUUUCACAACAUCUGCUUGGGAGACAGCCUGCAUCCCCGCCCAGGAGCAUGCCUAAGGGAGAGGGGCCAUAGCCCAGGCCGGGAACACAAAUGGACAUUUGAGCCUCCUGAACCCACCAGGCCUGAUGCUCCUCCUAGGGGCUCUGAUGUGCAGCCUGCUCACUUGGGGUGCUGCUCUUCACAAGGGGACCUCAGGUCACCAGCAGCAUCACUGGAGGCCCAGGGGGGCAGCUGUGCCCCAGGGAGCCCAUCACAGAACCAAAACUCAUCCACGCAGGUGGUGUUCUGGGCUGGCAUUCUGCAGGCCCAGAUGUGUGUCCUGGACCUAGAAGAAGAGCUGGAAAAGACAGAAGGACUCAAGACCAAGCUGAGGUGCUGCCUCCCCACGUCCACGUCAGAACUUCCUGGGGACCCAGGCCUGCUCCCUAGCCCACCUGUGGAAGAGGACUCUGGGGAAGACAGCAGUGGGCCUGAGGGGGAAAACCAAGCCUGGCCCAAGGAAGGAUCUCCAGGCUUCUCCUCAGAGUGGGGUCCUGAGGAGGAGAGUGUGUUCUUCGAUAACCCUCUCUUCCUAGAAAGCCCUUGCUCUGACACCAGUGUGUCCAGGGAGUACUUUUCCUGGGGCUUCCCAGACUCCCAGGCAGAUGAGAGACCUGGGCCUGACUGGUCACUCCCAGGCAACAAUGGGCCCUGGGAGCUAGAAAGUGAACUGGAUUUGGAGGGCAGCACCGCCGGUUCCAGUGGGUGCCCCACUCCUCUGUUCCCCAUUCCUCCCUACAAAUCACACCCCUUCUGCUGGGCAUCGCUGGCCACUGCUGAAGGGACUCCCACACCACCUCCUGCUCAGGAGGAAGGCGAGGCCUAUCUGGAAGAUGAGCGUGGCCCCACCUCACCUGCAGGUCCCUGUGUAUACGAAACAUCGACCUGGGAGACAGCACAUCUUGGAUUGGACCAUAGCCCUGCCACACAUCCUGGGCAGCCAUGGGCCCUCCCAAGCACUGAGGGCUGGCAGACAGAAGAGGGUCCUUCCGGGCCAUGGGACGGAGGUGAGAGAGAUACUGGGUGUCCACAGGAACCUGCUCCCUGCACCUUGGCUCCUAGCCCCUGUGGGAGCCCAGCAUCCUCGCCUGACCCUGGCAGCCCUGCGUCUGAGGGCAGAGGCCCUGGCCCCAGGCCCACCCCUGCGUCCUCCCAGGAGGGCAGCCAGCAGCUCCAGCACGAUAGCCCUGACAUUUUCCCCAAGUGGCCACUGGAUACUUCACACCCUUCACUCCUGGAAACCGACGGGGUAGUGCCAACAUCCCUGAAGAAAGACAAGGGUGGGGAGGCCUCAGACCCAGGACAGGAAGUAGAGAGUGAAGGCAUAGCCAGGACUGCAGUGGCUCCAGGCAUCCAGGCCGACGUUCACUGGAUUUCUGCAGAAGGGCCUCCCAAGAGUCCCAUGCCACAGGCAAAGUCUCACAAGAAAGACCAGCGGCCACCAGAUGGAGACAAGCUGGCAAAUAGUGUCAAGAAUGACAAAAUAGCCUGGAACUUGGCUUCCCGGCUCUAUCGCCUGGAAGGCUUCCAGAAGUCAGAAGUGGCUGCCUACCUGCAGAAGAACAAUGACUUCAGCAGGGCUGUGGCUGAGGAGUACUUGUCCUUCUUCCAGUUUGAAGGCCAGAGUCUGGACUGUGCCCUCCGGGGCUUCCUCCAGUCCCUGGUGCUCAGCGGGGAGACACAGGAGCGGGAGCGAAUCCUCUACCAGUUUUCCAAACGCUUCCACCACUGCAACCCCAAGGCCUUCCCCUCAGUUGAUUCUAUUCACACCCUGACCUGUGCCAUCAUGCUCCUUAACACAGACCUGCACGGGCAGAACAUCGGCAAGAGCAUGAGCUGCCAGGAAUUCAUAACCAACCUGAAUGGCCUUCAGGAUGGCGGGAACUUCCCCAAAGAGCUGCUGAAGGCUCUCUACUGGUCUAUCCGAAGUGAGAAGCUUGAGUGGGCUGUGGAUAAAGAAGAGGCAGCUAGACCUGAGAAGGCCCGGCCACCUCCCCCAGCUGGCAAGAUGAGUAACCCUUUCCUCCAGCUGGCUCAGGACCCCAGGGUGCCCACAUACAAGCAGGGUAUCCUGGCACGGAAGAUGCAUCAUGAUGCAGAUGGCAAGAAGACACCAUGGGGCAAGCGUGGCUGGAAGAUGUUCCACACCUUACUGCGAGGGAUGGUUCUAUACUUCCUGAAGGGAGAGGACCACUCCUUGGAGCAGGAGAGUUUGUUCGGGCAGAUGGCAGAUGAGCCUGUUGGGGUGCACCACGCGCUGGCCACACCGGCCACCCACUACACGAAGAAGCCGCAUGUCUUCCAGCUGCGGACUGCAGACUGGCGCCUCUACCUCUUCCAAGCACCCACCGCCAAGGAGAUGACUUCCUGGAUCGCUCGUAUCAAUCUGGCUGCGGCCACGCACUCAGCGCCGCCCUUCCCAGCAGCUGUGGGGUCCCAGCGCAGAUUCGUGCGCCCCAUCCUCCCGGUUGGCCCAGCCCAGAACUCCCUGGAGGAGCAGCAUCGAUCCCACGAGAACUGCCUGGAUGCAGCCUCAGACGACCUGCUGGAUCUGCAACGGAAUUUACCGGAGCGGCGCGGGCGCAGCCGGGAGCUGGAGGAGUACCGCUUGCGAAAGGAGUAUCUGGAGUACGAGAAAACCCGCUAUGAGACAUAUGUGCAGCUGCUGGUGGCUCGUCUGCACUGCCCCUCUGGGGACCUGGACCUCUGGGAAAAGCAGCUGGGCAGAGAGGCUGAAGACACCCGGGACCCCAAACCCAGCCUGAAGAAGUGCCACUCGAGCCCCUCCCUGCACCAGGAUGAGGCCCCCACCACCGCCAAGGUGAAGCGCAACAUCUCUGAGCGCAGGACCUACAGGAAGAUCAUCCCCAAGCGGAACCGAAUUCAGCCGUGAAGCCAGUGCCAGCUCAUAGACACUGGCCUCUCUUGGGGGUAGACUGACACGCUGCCCCGUGGAGGUGCCUCAUUUCCCUGGGUCCACAAGGAGGCUGAGGUUGCCUCCCCCUCUGCUGAGGGGCAGCGCUUGUUUCCCUGUGGCCCCAUUCAUUCCCUGGCUCACUGGAGCUGCCGUGCCUGCCCACCACUUCCAUGGCGGCCACUCUGCUGUGCCUGUCCCUGACUGCUCCCGAGGGAAGGAUGAGAUGGAAUGGGGACUGGGCUCUGCUCCCAGCAUUCAUCUUGUGUCACCCCCAUCUCUCAGAACCAAGGUGUCUUCAUUUCCAGUGCUCACUUGAACCUGGAGGAGGACUCAGGACAGCCAUCCAGGAGGGUGCCAGCCUUGAGGAAGUUAGAAGACCUGCCAGGGAGUUCCAGAAAACAGAAAGAACAGAGCAGAGAUUCUUGAGAGAACCCAUAAGUGACCCAGGGAACAGGCUCUGGCCACUAGGGGGCAGCCUUCUGGCAUGGACCUCAGUAGGCUUCUCUGGGAACCUCCAGCUCCAUGCCUUUGUUCCAAUAACGCCUUCCCCUGGAGCUCUCCCUGCUCUGCAGGAGAACCUGGUGCUCAGUUGCUGAUCAGCAGAAUGCAACAAGGGCUGCUGGAGCUCAGCAGAGAACCCUGGAGCGCUGGGAACAGGGCCCCUUUGUUUCCCCAGAGUAGAGAAGGUGGUUCUCCAGAUGCAGCUAGCUGGCAAGGGUGGAGGGUAAAAGGUGGGGACAACUUCCUGUGGGGAUCUGUCCAGCUCAGCCUGAGCUGCAGCUCAGGAGAAGUACAUGAGAUAAGAUGGAGGCAUGGAAUCAGGGCCUCAGUCAGGCAUGGAGGCCCAGCCACACAGCUCUUCCUGCACAGCCCUUAAAGCUGCGUUACCGAGGGCCCCAGGAUAUAGCUUCCUCCCUCUAGCCAGUUCCCCGAGGAGGCUUUGUGGUCCUCCCCUGGGAAGUCCCCUCAUGCUGUCUUUUAGCUACCUCCCAGCUGGGCCUGUUCUCCAGGGGAGGCUCCAAAGAGACCUGGGAUUUGGGGCUCUGCCUGGGGGAGGAGGCUAGGCUGGAGGGAGCCACCACCAUUGUUUCUGUUCAGCCAAGUGUACCGACAGGCUGCCCGCCAAGUGAGGCCCUCCACUGCUCACCCACUGCCCGGCAGCUGCCGUGCUGCCUCUCCUGCCUUCCUGCUUGGCCACCCUCCCUCCGGGUAAUGCUUGUCACAGAGGGGUUGGUCCUUGGGAGCCUCAAAGGUCUUUCUGGCUAGGCCAUGCACCCAAUGGGUGUGCGGUGUAUACAGGUGGAUACAGAAGGAAGUGUGCACGAGUGUGGUGUGGGAAUGGGAGCUCUGGUGGCUGGGUGCACCUGUGGGCUGUGGCAGGCCGUGUCCUCCUUUGCCCCAUGUGGCGUGCAGAUCUGUGCGUGUGCGUAGGGUGCUCUGGUGUUGGUGUGGAGUCAGGUGGUGGAAGCUGGGUGGACCCUCAGCAUCAUUUUCUCUUGCUCUUGUCCAUUUCACAACUACUCUUGGACACCUCACACGCACCAGGACGAGGCAGUCUGACAGUGAAUUAAACAGGUCCCCGACUCUGCAAGUUGAUCACCCACUUGCUGUUCUCUGGCUAUCAGGAUAGGGAUGCAAUUCAUCUCGCUGGGAAGACAAUUCCUGUCUCCCACCAGGGACUCUGCCUCCAGAGGCCUGUUGGGCUGAAGGCUGUGUGCAUUUAAGGCUCCCUGGGUAACUGAGGUGUACCAGCAGUGAACAGCCACACAAGAGUCCAGUAAUCUCAUUUUAUUGAGGUGUAAACUCAGCAUCUUGCCUUGGCCCGGGUCCAAUGCUUAGUAGCUAAAUGGCAUUGAGCGGGUGCUUUGACCUCCUUGAUCGCAUGACCUUCUUUAUAACACCAGAAUAAAAGGUACAGGUUUAUCUAAA
This is a messenger RNA of Cavia porcellus (domestic guinea pig), 5440 nucleotides long. It is a transcript of the gene Psd4, whose product is annotated as pleckstrin and Sec7 domain containing 4. NCBI's taxonomy places the organism in Eukaryota, Metazoa, Chordata, Mammalia, Rodentia, Caviidae. The record is from RefSeq and is a predicted model, not a curated record. Gene Ontology annotation, molecular function: phospholipid binding; guanyl-nucleotide exchange factor activity; protein binding. The transcript is spliced from 20 exons. Gene Ontology annotation, cellular component: ruffle membrane. Bases 512 to 3487 code for a protein of 991 amino acids. Gene Ontology annotation, biological process: regulation of ARF protein signal transduction.